Messenger RNA from Suricata suricatta (meerkat), 7073 nucleotides. It is a transcript of the gene PIK3C2B, whose product is annotated as phosphatidylinositol-4-phosphate 3-kinase catalytic subunit type 2 beta. Gene Ontology annotation, molecular function: phosphatidylinositol binding; 1-phosphatidylinositol-3-kinase activity; 1-phosphatidylinositol-4-phosphate 3-kinase activity. The record is from RefSeq and is a predicted model, not a curated record. The transcript has 34 exons. NCBI's taxonomy places the organism in Eukaryota, Metazoa, Chordata, Mammalia, Carnivora, Herpestidae. Gene Ontology annotation, biological process: cell migration; phosphatidylinositol-mediated signaling; phosphatidylinositol 3-kinase/protein kinase B signal transduction. The coding region runs from base 171 to 5231 and encodes 1686 amino acids. Gene Ontology annotation, cellular component: cytoplasm; plasma membrane; phosphatidylinositol 3-kinase complex.
GCCUGGAGCCGCGGGGCCGGCAGCCCACGUCGCCGAGCACGCGACACGUCGGGUCUCGCAGGGAAGCCCGCGGCGAGCACAGGCACCCAGACACCAUGCCAGAACCCUGCACCCCUGACAUUGGCAGGAAGUAGAAGGCUUCCUUAUCUCCUUGGUCACCCAUCCUCACCAUGUCUUCGACUCAGGGCAAUGGGGAACACUGGAAGUCCCUGGAGUCAGUGGGCAUCAGCCGCAAAGAGCUGGCUAUGGCUGAGGCCCUGCAGAUGGAGUAUGAUGCACUGUCCCGGCUCCGGCACGACAAGGAGGAAAGCAGAGCCAAGCAGAACACAGACCCGUCCCUCAUCAGCUGGGACGAGCCCGUCCUGGACUUCUACAGCAAGCCGGCGGGGAGGCAGAAGGACCUCAAGCUCUUGCGCGGUCUUUCUGGCUCUGAUCCUACCCUCAAUUACAACUCGCUGUCCCCACAGGAAGGCUUAUCCAACCACUCUACCUCCCAGGGCUCCCAGCCUGGCCCAGAUCCCUGGCCCAAAGGCUCUCUGGCUGGAGACUAUCUCUAUAUUUUCGAUGGUUCAGAUGAAGGGCUUUCUUUGUCCCCAGGACCAGGAGAUAUAGACGGCUCUUCCAAGAAACUGUCCCCACCUCCUUUGCCACCCCGAGUCUCUAUCUGGGACACCCCUCCCUUGCCUCCCAGAAAGGGGUCUCCCUCAUCCUCCAAGGUCUCCCAGCCCAAUGACGUCAACACUUUUUCUUCGGUCGAGCAGCCUCCAGGCAAACUGCUAGGGCGUCACAUCUUAGAAGAGGAAGAAGAGCUGGGGGGUGGGGGUCCGAGGUGCCCCCUGGGGCCUGUGGACUAUGACGGUAUCAAUGAUGCAAUUACACGGCUCAACUUGAAGUCGACCUACGAUGCAGAGAUGUUGCAUGAUACCACCAGGGGCUGGAAGGAGGGCCGGGGGCCCCUGGACUUCGGCAAGGACACUCCUGGAAAACCUGUGGCCCGGAGCAAGACCAUGCCCCCUCAGGUGCCGCCCCGAACCUAUGCCUCCCGCUAUGCCAACCGGAAAAAUACGACACCUGGCAAGAACCGCCGGAUUUCUGCUGCUCCGGUGGGCUCCCGGCCCCAUGCUGUCACCAAUGGCCAUGAGUUGUUUGAGGUCUCAGAGGAGAGAGAUGAGGAAGUUGCUGCAUUUUGCCACAUGCUGGAUAUCCUCCGAUCUGGCUCUGACAUCCAAGACUACUCCCUCACCGGCUAUGUCUGGAGUGCUGUCACCCCCAGCCCGGAGCACCUUGGGGAUGAAGUCAACCUGAAGGUGACCGUGUUGUGUGACAGCCUACGGGAGCCACUCACUUUUACCUGCAACUGUAAGUGGGGGAGGGGGUAUGAGCAUCCCUUGAGUAAAGGGGGGCUGGAGCCAAUCCUGGAGGACUGGCUCUGGGGCCAGCUCUUUGGGCCCACGGUCACUUUCCGCAAGCCCAAACUGUGUGUUUGCCUGCUUUAUCUGGAUGGCAGUGGUGCUGGAGAAUGCUCAGCCAGGAACGUGGCGGGACGGCUUCCAGCUGCGCACUGUCCACUACCCCCAGCCGCUUGGAGAAAGCAGGCCUCGGCAGCGGUGGGAAGGGAGAGGCCAGUGUGUCAGUUCAAGCAUGCCCUGGGCAGCCACGAGUACAUUCAGUACUGCCGCAAGUUUGACAUUGACAUUCGGCUGCAGCUGAUGGAGCAGAAAGCUGUACGCAGUGACCUGGCCCGGACGGUGAAUGAUGACCAGAGCCCCUCCACCUUGAACUACCUCGUCCAUCUGCAAGAGAGGCCAGUCAAACAGACCAUCAGCAGGCAGGCCCUGAGUCUUCUGUUCGAUACCUACCACAAUGAGGUGGAUGCUUUCCUGCUGGCUGAUGGGGACUUCCCGCUGAAGGCCGACAGGGUGGUCCAGUCCGUCAAGGCCAUCUGCAACGCCCUAGCCGCUGUGGAGACUCCUGAGAUCACCAACGCUCUCAACCAGCUGCCCCCCUGCCCCUCCCGCAUGCAGCCUAAAAUUCAGAAGGAUCCCACCGUCUUGGCUGUGAGGGAAAACCGAGAGAAGGUCGUGGAGGCUCUGACAGCUGCCAUCUUGGAUCUGGUGGAGCUGUACUGUAGCACUUUCAAUGCCGACUUCCAGACGGCGGUGCCCGGGAGCCGCAAGCACGAUCUGGUCCAGGAGGCUUGCCAUUUCACCGGGCCCCUGGCCUUCACCGUCUAUGCCACCCACCGCAUCCCCAUCACUUGGGCUACCAGCUAUGAAGAUUUCUACCUCUCCUGCUCCCUCAGCCAUGGCGGGAGGGAACUGUGCAGCCCCCUGCACACGCGAAGGGCUCACUUCUCCAAGUACCUCUUCCACCUCAUCAUCUGGGACCAGCAGAUCUGCUUCCCUGUGCAGGUGAACCGGCUGCCUCGGGAGACCCUGCUGUGUGCCACACUCUACGCUCUGCCCAUCCCCCUGCCUGGGAGUUCCUCUGAGGCCAAUAAGCAGCGGCGUGUGCCCGAAGCCCUGGGCUGGGUCACCACCCCUCUCUUCAAUUUCAGGCAAGUCCUGACCUGUGGUCGGAAGCUUCUGGGCUUAUGGCCAGCAACACAGGAAAACCCCAGUGCCCGUUGGAGUGCACCUAAUUUCCACCAGCCGGAUAGCGUCAUCCUGCAGAUUGACUUCCCCACCUCAGCCUUUGACAUCAAGUUCACCAGCCCCCCCGGAGACAAGUUCAGCCCCCGCUAUGAAUUUGGCAGCCUCCGGGAGGAAGACCAACGUGUGCUUCAGAACAUCAUGCAGAAGGAGUCCUUGUACUGGCUCACUGAUGCUGACAAGAAGCGCCUGUGGGAGAAGCGAUACUAUUGCCACUCUGAGGUGAGCUCACUCCCCCUGGUGCUCGCCAGCGCCCCCAGCUGGGAGUGGGCUUGCCUGCCCGACAUCUAUGCUCUCCUGAAGCAGUGGACCCACAUGAACCACCAGGAUGCCCUGGGGCUCCUGCAUGCCACCUUCCCGGACCAGGAGGUGCGUCGUAUGGCUGUGCAGUGGAUCGGCUCGCUGUCGGAUGCUGAGCUCCUCGACUACUUGCCUCAGCUCGUGCAGGCCCUGAAGUAUGAGUGCUACCUGGAUAGCCCCUUGGUGCGAUUCCUCCUGAAACGAGCUGUCUCGGACUUGAGAGUGACUCACUACUUCUUCUGGUUGCUGAAGGAUGGCCUCAAGGAUUCACAGUUCAGCAUUCGCUACCAGUACCUGCUGGCAGCCCUGCUGUGCUGCUGCGGCAAGGGGCUGAGAGAGGAAUUUAACCGCCAGUGCUGGCUGGUCAAUACCCUGGCGAAGCUGGCCCAGCAGGUCCGGGAGGCUGCCCCAUCUGCCCGGCAGGGGAUCCUCCGCACGGGUCUGGAGGAGGUGAGGCAGUUCUUUGCCCUCAACGGCUCCUGCCGCCUGCCACUCAGCCCUAGUCUGCUGGUUAAGGGCAUCGUGCCCAGGGACUGUUCCUACUUCAACUCCAAUGCCGUCCCCCUCAAGCUCUCCUUCCAAAACGUGGAUCCCCUGGGCGAGAACAUCCGUGUCAUCUUCAAGUGUGGGGACGACCUGCGCCAGGACAUGCUAACCCUGCAGAUGAUUCGCAUCAUGAGCAAGAUCUGGGUCCAAGAGGGGCUGGACAUGCGCAUGGUCAUUUUCCGCUGCUUCUCCACAGGCCGGGGGAGAGGGAUGGUGGAGAUGAUCCCCAAUGCCGAGACGCUGCGCAAGAUACAGGUGGAGCACGGGGUGACCGGUUCCUUCAAGGACCGGCCCCUGGCGGACUGGCUGCAGAAACACAACCCCGGGGAGGACGAGUAUGAGAAGGCCGUGGAGAAUUUCAUCUAUUCCUGUGCCGGCUGCUGCGUGGCCACAUACGUCUUGGGCAUCUGUGACCGGCACAAUGACAAUAUCAUGAUGAAGACCACCGGCCACAUGUUCCACAUAGAUUUCGGCCGCUUCCUGGGCCAUGCUCAGAUGUUUGGCAACAUCAAGCGGGACCGUGCCCCCUUUGUCUUCACCUCGGACAUGGCGUAUGUCAUCAACGGGGGUGACAAGCCUUCCAGCCGCUUCCAGGAUUUUGUCGACCUUUGCUGCCAAGCCUACAACCUCAUUCGCAAGCACACCCACCUCUUCCUCAACCUUCUGGGCCUGAUGUUGUCUUGUGGGAUCCCUGAGCUCUCAGACCUGGAGGACCUCAAGUACGUGUAUGAUGCCCUGAGGCCUCAGGACACGGAAGCCAAUGCCACUACCUACUUCACUAGGUUGAUUGAGUCCAGCCUGGGCAGUGUAGCCACAAAGCUUAAUUUCUUCAUCCACAAUCUGGCUCAGAUGAAGUUCACGGGCUCUGACGACCGGCUGACCCUUUCCUUUGCCCCCCGAACACACACACUCAAGAGCUCCGGCCGCAUCACUGAUGUUUUUCUCUGCCACCAUGAGAAGGUUUUCCACCCCAACAAGGGCUACAUUUAUGUGGUCAAGGUGAUGCGAGAGAAUGCUCACGAGGCCACUUACAUCCAGCGGACGUUUGAGGAGUUCCAGGAAUUGCACAAUAAACUGCGUCUGCUCUUCCCUUCUUCCCUGUUGCCCAGCUUCCCUAGUCGCUUCGUGAUUGGUCGCUCGCGGGGAGAGGCCGUGGCCGAGCGGCGGAGGGAGGAGUUAAACCGCUACAUCUGGCACUUGACCCACGCAGCCUCGGAGGUGGCCGAGUGUGAUUUGGUGUACACCUUCUUCCACCCCCUGCCCCGAGAUGACAAGACUACGGGCACCAGCCCAGCUCCCAAGUCCUCAGAUGGCUCAUGGGCCCGGCCCGUCGGGAAGGUGGGAGGGGAGGUGAAGCUGUCCAUCUCCUACAAAAACAAUAAACUCUUCAUCAUGGUGAUGCACAUCCGGGGCUUGCAACUGCUCCAGGAUGGAAAUGACCCGGACCCCUACGUGAAGAUUUACCUCCUUCCUGACCCUCAGAAAACCACUAAGAAGAAAACCAAAGUGGCCCGGAAAACCUGCAACCCCACCUACAAUGAGAUGCUGGUGUACGACGGCAUCCCCAAGGGGGACCUGCAGCAGCGAGAGCUGCAGCUGAGUGUGCUGAGCGAGCAAGGAUUCUGGGAGAACGUUCUCCUCGGGGAGGUGCACAUCCGCCUUCGAGAGCUGGACCUGGCCCAGGAGAAGACUGGCUGGUUCGCACUGGGGUCUCGAAGUCACGAGACCUUGUGAGCCCAGCAGAGCUCCCCUCCGAUCUCCUCCCUGCCCAGGACCCCAGGCUGGUGGGGUGCAGGGGGAAGAGGACUCUCCUUUGCUCGAUGUGCCCUUUCCUUGUGAAGGGACAGAGCCCUUGGCGGGCUCCCCUCUCGUCCAGGCGGAUUAAGCCCCUGUGACGGAGACUGGGAGAGGAAGAUGCUCUCUGCUGUCCCCCUCCUCUGCCGACUGCGUUGGGGUCGGCUGCGCGGAGCAGCUGCACGGAGGCUGUGAGGUUGCAGCGAAGUUUUAAGUUUACCUUGUGUCAAGGGAGCAAUGCCUGGCUGGGGGUGCGUGGGGCGGGCUGUAUGAAUUAGCGUUCUGAGGGAGGGUGGGUGGAUAUCUUUAUUUUUAUUUUUAAAAAAUGAACCAGUAAUGUUGUCCUGACUGGACACGGAAGCCUCGGAAGGCAAACGAGGAAGACUCUGAACGUUUCGUAUCCUUAAGGUUCUUAUUGGACUUUCCCCUACGGUUCUGUUGGUUUGCUUGUUUGUUUUUCCAUUUUGUGUUUUUCUAUCUAUAGGAAUUAUUGGGGAGGGGCCCAGUGGGUCCUCGGUCAGAGCCCUCCCUCUCUAAGGGCAGGGCGGGGAGGGGCGGGGCGGGCUGGCCUGCUGGGCUGAGGCCUGCUGCGGGCCUUUCUGAUUUUGCCUCCAAAGGAGAGCGAUGUGAUACCUAAGUGUGUAAGGAAGGACCUUCCCAAUGGGCCCUGCAGAGGACCCGUGUUCAGGGACCUGGGCUCUUUCAGGGGCAGUUUUUCCUUUCAUCUUCCCCAACUUUGCUAGGCCUCGCCCCAAAUCCAGUCUUCUACCCUCCAUUCUCAUGGCCUUUUUGGGGACCAUCGGUCCCUGUGACUACGCUGGGGGUGCUCUCCAUAGGUCUCUCUCCCUUCCUCUUCCCCGGGUGGGAUGAAGUGCUGCCUCAGCCCUCAGAUUUGGUUCCCCCCAAGGGCACCCUGGCCCUGGGGAGGGGGACUCGGCCGCAGAUGCCAGUGUGGCCUCACCACCCACCACACCACCUUUUUUUUUUUUGUAUGCUGCUCUUCCCAAACUCCAUUUCUGUCACAUUUUUAAAAAAUAAGACUUUCCCUCAUUCUAUGGGGCCAUAAACCUAUUUCGUCUGGAGCCAAAGGGAUGCCCUAAGCAGAGGAAAAGGGGCCUUGGGUGGGGAUUCCAGUGAUGUUCUUUGGUUGGGAGAAGGCCGGAUCGGAGGGGCUGAUCGAUCCUGGGAGCCGAGCUAGGAGUGAGAGACCAGGUCUCUUGUCUCUUACAUUUUUUAUUCCUUUCCAGUUGGAGUUAAGAUUCACUCUUGUGCUUUACUCCAAAGGGCUGUGUAUUCCUUGGAAGAAAGGGGGAGAGACUUUGAAUUUGAUACUAACUUUUUAAACCCGAAUUGGCUGGAUGUUCCCCAGGAUCGGGGUGGGGAGGGAAUCGAGGAUGCUCUGAACUGUCCAUCCCAGCUUCCUUCUCAGCCCCAAGGAUCAGAAAUUCCCCCGUUUGCUGACUCAUUCCAUAACUAGAGAAAAAGGCUCCACUCGCUGAAGCCACAGGGUAGCCGGGAAAUGUAAGCUUUCCUUUUAGGUUAAAAAUGUCAAGGCUAAGGUGGCCACCGUGGGGGAGGGGCUGGAGGAAGGGGGAACAGGGCGGGGGAACUCCUCCAGGUGAAUGGACCAGAGAUGGGUUACUGGCUUUUUGCCUGUAGCUCAUUUGAUUUUGACCCUCUCUGCCCCUGAUUUAAAGAGGUGUUUCUGUACCCUCUUCCCUUGUAUCCGCUACUUUCUCUGGAAUUGUAUUUUCUAAUAAAUGACAUUUGAGAAAAACAAAA